AUGAUAUCACCCACGACCAUCGAAGACCUACCCAAUGAAAUCUUGAGCUUCAUCUUCAAGAUUCUUCAUGAUGACCUCACCAUAGAUCGCGGCGGGCAUGGGUCUCCUAUCUCCGACUCACAACAUGAGGACGACGACGAGAACGAAAGCGUGGAUGACAAAAAGGGCCGCGAGGAAACUCAGCAGAACGACGGAAGUGAGGAUGCAGACAGUGACUGUGGCGAGGAGGACGCAGAUGAAGGAUCCAACCAGGGAUCUGAAGACGAUGGAGACAGCAUAACAGGCGACCUUCGGGACCCCGCUUUAUUUCCUAUGGCCAUUGCUCGUGUUUGUCAGCGCUGGUGGGGUAUUCUCGAAGGUUUUCCGAAAUUUUGGACACGCAUUGCCAUUGAUACUUAUUGCCAACAAAUCGACCCUCGUUAUCUUGGACGACUUUUCCAUAUUUGGGUGACCUAUCUUUCGCCAUCUUGGUCUUCUGUCGCCGAGAAAUACCCUAUCCAGGCUAUGGUGGCGAAAUUAGAGUACCGUCCGGAACGAUGUUUUUACAUCGAGCUCGACACAAAGCUAUCGGGUUAUCUUGUGUCAACCCUCUUCAAUUUCCUCUCCAUAACCACCGAAUCUGCCACCAUCACGUCCUGCGUUCUGAAAGGGUCCUUCAAACCUUUCUUAUUCAUCUUUAACCCCAUUGCCGUCAACAUCCCGGCAACGACGGAUAUUCGAUCUCUCCACUUCUGGAAUGGUGAACGCCUGAGCGUUCGAAAUUGCUUCUGCUUCGACGACAGGUUGCUGAGAUUCCUUUCCGAAGGCGGUGUGUGGUACCAUGAACUGCGCAGCCAGGGAUUCAAGCCUGAGUUUGCGGCGUUUAGCAUGACCGAGUUCGACAUUCGUGAUUACGAGAACUUUACGUUCAGAGCACUGAAGCCUGAAGGGAUGUAUACGGCGAAUCUACCACCGCCAACGACGGGCAUGACUUCGACCCCUGAAUCUUCGACCUCUGUUCUCCAGCAACCGAUAGGUAUCAUAGGCGCUGGCGUCGCAGGUCUUAUUUGUGCGCGCAUCCUUUUGGAAGACGGUUUCACAGAUGUCACACUGCUCUCGCGAGACCGCUCAGUGGGUGGAACAUGGGCGCGAGAACGCAUUUACCCUGGGCUCCAUAUCAACAACGUCCAUGGCGAGUACCGUUUCUCAGCGCUCAGCAUGCCACCACCAGCAGAUCCAGAAGAGGGUGGCGGUCGUCUAUCGGGAGAAGACAUGCGCGACUACGCGGAACGCUUCAGUGCGCAGUUCCUUGAUGAAAGGGCGAAGUUCAAAUUCCGGACGGAAGUGAGGAAUGUUGCUCGUGGAACCGGGGAGAAGGAAGGUUGGGAUCUGCUGGUGGAAGAUCUGGAGACAGGUGGGAAGGAGACGGUAUGGUUUGCGAAGAUCGUUCUGGCAAGUGGGGGUUGCAGUACUCCUUCUAUCCCGCCGGCUCUAUCCCAGACCGCGGCCAGAGAAGUAGGGUACAAAGGCAUCGUUGUCCACUCGACCGAGUUCGCUUCUCGAGUGGGCGACAUCCUCUCUGCCGUUCCACCGAUAUCAGAAAGCAAGGACGCAGACGGGGUUGUAGUCGUUGGCGGCGGCAAGUCCGCGCAAGACAUCUGCACUCAUCUUGCGAACCAGGGUCGCAAGGUGACGAUGGUAUUCACGGAUGUCGAGCCUUUCGUAGGUGGGCCCAAGCCUUUACCCGCAUUCCGAAGGCAAAGCCGGUUCAUCGCCGUUCUUACCCCUCAUAUCGUUCUCAGGACUCGCCUGGAGCGGUUCCUGCACCAAACUUCCAUCGGAAGUACAUUCGUCCAUUGGUUCUUCAAGAAAAUCCAGACCGUAGCCGCAGAUGCCUUCGCUCUGCCAAUUGACUCGCCUCUGCGCUCGCGUCACAACGUUUUCUGGUGCAUUCGUCUGAGCGACGAGGGUGUGCCUUUCGCAAAGGGCUUCCACACUUUCGCCAACACAGGAAAGAUCAAACUCGUCUCACCAGCUCAUGUUACCGGCUAUGCACAGGAUGGCCAGUCCGUUCUCAUCGACAACGGAACGUCGAUCAAGGCGAAAGCUGUCGUUCUGUGUACGGGUUAUCGGAGCUCCUGGGAGCGCAUAUUUGGGGCGGAGGUAGCGAAAGAAAUAGGUAUCGACAAGCACCUACCUACAACCGACCUAAAGACCACUUGGGACUAUAAGUCCCUCCAAGGUGGCCCGCCUCUCCGUGCAGAGCACCAAGACGAAGCAUUAGUGACCUCCAUCCAUCGUGGAAUUGUGCCAGCAAAGAACCUCCAUAAGCGCGACUUCGCAGUUGCCGGCGCUUUGUUCUCGGCCAACCCGGGAUACACGUAUGAGGUUGUCGCCCACUGGAUUGCGUCGUACUUCCGCGGAGACAAGAUGCGUCUGCCCUCCUCGAUGGAGGAGGCCAUCGUGCUCGCGGAGGAGCGCUCGGCAUGGAUGAAGGCCCGGUUUCCUAACAUGCUUGGAUGGGUGAACGAGAGUUACAGCGGUUCAUAUGAUUUCUGGACAUGGCCACAAGCAGCAGAUGAACUACUCGAAGACAUGUAUCUUCCGAGUAUGAGAAGCGGUGGUAAUUGGUUCAACUGGAUCUUCAAGGUCAUCAACCCCAAGGAAAUAGCGAACCUUACGGAGGAGCGGCGGGUGAAACGGCACUUUGAUAAUUGGGCCCGAUAG
Cyclocybe aegerita is the source of this 2706-nucleotide messenger RNA. NCBI's taxonomy places the organism in Eukaryota, Fungi, Basidiomycota, Agaricomycetes, Agaricales, Hemipholiotaceae. The record is from the annotation of a GenBank genome assembly.